Messenger RNA from Oikopleura dioica, 1218 nucleotides. The record is from the annotation of a GenBank genome assembly. NCBI's taxonomy places the organism in Eukaryota, Metazoa, Chordata, Appendicularia, Copelata, Oikopleuridae.
AUGACCCUCCUUAGGGGUGUCGGGCGAUGUUCGGGGCGCAUUCUCAGAUUUGCAAGUCGAAGGGGACAGGACUCUUCUGAUCCAGCAGAAGGCAAGGAUUACUAUACUAUCUUGGGAGUCAACAGACAGGCCAGCCGAUCGGACAUCAAAAAGGCAUAUUACAAACUAGCCCGGAAAUAUCAUCCAGACUCAAACCCAGACCCAUUGGCGAAGAAAGUGUUCGAGCAGGUGUCGGAAGCCUACAAGGUGCUGCGCGAUGAUCUGUCCCGCGCUGAAUAUGACCAGGACGCUGCGUGGGAGGCGGCGAGCCACGAUGAUUAUGCGGAGGAAACAAAAGACAAGUACGAAAAAAUAUUCCACGAGUACAGUCCUUUCGAGAAAAAUCCCCACGCAGAAUGGAUAAAAGGAAUGAACUUCAACCAAACGCAGUCCGAUUUCAUUCCCUUGUCGGCGCAAAAAGUAACGCUCAAAAUUACGUUCCAAGAAGCAGCAAGGGGUGGUAGCCGUCGCGUGCGUGUGCGACUUAGAGAUGAGUGCGACGAGUGCCAAGGAUCUGGAGCUGACCUAGACUCGACGAACGCGCAUGUUCUGCAGUGUCCACGCUGCGGCGGAACGGGCAAAGAGUUCAUCCGCGCUGGACCGAUCUCGACGAAAGCGACCUGUCACAAAUGCCACGGGAAGGGAUCCUUUGCAACGCAUAAUUGUGCAGUCUGCUACGGGAAAGGCUGGACUGUUCAGAUUAAAACAGUGACGGUGGCGAUUCCCGAAGGAGUGUUCGAUAAUGAGACGGUCAAAUUAAUGAUUGGCGAUCAAUUCAUUUUCGUCACAUUCGAAAUCAUGCCCGAUCCAAUCUUUUCACGGGACAAGUUCGAUGUCAUGCAGACAGUGCAAGUGCCGCUCUCCAAGCUUCUGCUAGGCGGGCAGAUCAGAGUACACGGAAUGCAGGAAGAGACUUUUAUGCGUAUGACGAUUCCCGAGUGCACUCAACCAGAGACGCUUUUGCGCUUGGCGAAUCAUGGAAUCAAAGACCCACUUUCCGGCCAGCACGGCGAUAUGCUCAUAAAGGUUAAACUCGACGUUCAAAAGAAUCUUACAGCGAGACAAAAAGCGGCCUUGGAGCAGUUCUCAAAAGACGACGACUACUCGGGCUCAGUCUUUGGGGCACUUAGAACGGGAGAAUAUCAACCGCGUAUAGAGAAGUCUGAGACGAACAGCUGA